Messenger RNA from Stomoxys calcitrans (stable fly), 3166 nucleotides. Its product is annotated as pentatricopeptide repeat-containing protein 1, mitochondrial. The coding region runs from base 568 to 2772 and encodes 734 amino acids. The record is from RefSeq and is a predicted model, not a curated record. Gene Ontology annotation, biological process: tRNA 3'-end processing. Lineage: Eukaryota; Metazoa; Arthropoda; Insecta; Diptera; Muscidae. Gene Ontology annotation, molecular function: tRNA binding; protein binding. The transcript is spliced from 6 exons. Gene Ontology annotation, cellular component: mitochondrial matrix.
UCCUUUACGUAUAGAUUUAUAUUCCUUUAUUUACAAUUGGAUUAAAUUAAAUUUUUUGAUGCAUAGUGCUCAAAAAUCCCUACAAAAACAAAUUUCUUUGUGUGUUUGGCAAAACGACGAUCAGCAUGAUGGCAAGAUAGCGGAUUGCACCAUAUGAUUUGUGUUUGUUGUACAAAUGCGACCACCUUUAAUUGUUUCGCCAUGAGAUUUGUGGUUGUUGUACAAAUCAUAAAACCUUUAAUUUUGUCGCCAUGACAUAGUACCAGCCUUUUUGACAAAAUAUUUUUUCAACCGUGUUUUUGUCGUGAAACGUGAUUUUCUUGUGAGUCGUAAUUUCUCGCGAGUCGUGAGAUUUUCGUGAAUAUGAUUUCCUAACUCACGCACGAAGAACAAUCGUGUGUGCGCCCCAUCAAGUCCAAAUUCGCGAUAACACCUAUUGUUAUUAUUUAGAUGCAAAAAACACACCUGCUCGAGUCAUAUGUUAUUUUUUAUUGAACAAAGAAGAUUAGAAAAUUGAAAAGUUAUAGCAGAAAUUCAUCAAUUAAAGUGAAACUUUAAGCAAUCAUUAUGUUAACCCAAUUAUUAAGAAAUGCUGUUGCAAGAAAUUUCUACAGAUAUCAACAGCAAUUUGUUAUGACGCAACAUCGAGGGUCGAUGGAGAUGGUGUUACGUGCAAAGUUUCUACAUGUUAAAGUUUAUGACAAAGAUGCCGGUUUAAAGGAAAAGCGGGAAGCAAAUAAAAAUAAACCCAUGUCCGCUGUUGAGAAUAAAGAUGCAUGGGAUGGCAUUAGACAACAACAAGCGGUCAAGGAAGAACUAUCCCAGAUAAAACACCAAACAAAGGAAGAUAUAAAAGAAAUAGAUGUCCCCAUUGAUGAUACCGCUGCUGCUAACGAUCCUGAUUUAUUUGGUGAUGCUACAAAAGCACCAUUGCCUGAAGAUGAAGGCGAUAAAGUCGAAGAUGAGUACAUUAGCCGACCAACGCGUCGCUCGAAAAAACUGCGCACAAAAGAAUAUGCCGCCAUCAUCAAAGAACAUUUGAACAAUCAUCGUCUUAAGAAUGCAAUAGAGGUUUUAGAAAUACGCAUGAUUAAAGAGGAUCGCGUAAAACCAGAGAAUUACAUUUAUAAUUUACUUAUAAGUGGAUGUGCCAAAGCCGGUUAUACACGAAAAGCUUUUCAAUUGUACACGAAAAUGCGACAACGUGGACUAAAGGUAAAGGAAAGUACUUACACAUCUCUGUUUAAUGCCUGUGCCAAUGCACCAUCGCGUUUGGAUGGUCUUACAACAGCAAGGCGUUUAAAAGAAAAUUUGUUGGAAAAGGGCUAUGAAGCGAAUGUAAAAAAUUAUAACGCUAUGUUGAAAGCUUUUGGCCGUUGGGGAGAUAUUGAAACAGUUUACAUGUUAGCCGAUGAAAUGGUGGAUAAGAAACUCGAGAUGAACGGAGAAACAUAUAAUUUCCUACUUCAGGCCUGUGCCAGCGAUACUAAAAUGGGGUUCAGGCAUUGCCUUUUGACCUGGCACAAAAUGUUACGUCAGGGUAUUCAACCCGAUUACUAUUCCUUCAAUGCUGUGCUAAGAUGUGUUCGUGACUGUGGUUUCGGAGAACUUCAAACUAUGGAACAAGCUUUAAAGGGUAUUCUCAUUGGAAAUGAAACAAUCGAAAUCACAUCCACUUCAUCAUCGUUACAUCAACUUGAGAAUAUAAGCGGUGAUGCAACCAAUGCUUCGGAUAAAUUAGCAGUUGAAAAAUCAAAUAAAAACUCUUCGCUGAGUUCUCUGCAAAUAGAGUCAGAUGCCACUAGUCUGGUGUUGCCCAAUUUACUAGCGCCCCAUCCACACUUGGGUAGCAUGGUAUCAUUGGCCGAAGUUGAAAAACCACACGAAAGAUUUUUGUUAGUGGGUGGUCUUCAAGGUUUUCUAGAACUUAUGAAAUCAUAUCACAUAACUCCCGACAUAGAGACAUUUACCACCAUGCUGGAAGUUAUACCGCCUACAAAUUCGGCGGAAAAACAACUUUUAACAUAUAUACGAAAAAUUGGUCUUAAAGCCGACAUUGACUUUUUUAAUAUAUUGAUAAAGAAACGUGCUAUGCGUUUUGAUUAUGAAGGUGGUAAGGAAGUAUUGUCCAUGAUACGCACUGCGGGUUUGCAUCCCGAUAUAGUCACAUAUGGAGUUUUGGCUCUUGGUUGUACCACAGUCGAAAGUUCCCGAGAGUUGUUGCAUCAAAUGAGACAGAACAAUAUAAGGAUGAACAUUCAAAUCUUAGGUGCUAUGUUGCGUCAAGGAUGUGCUAAAAAAUCUUUUCCUUACAUAUGUGAAAUAAUUCAGAUAAGUCUAGAUGAAAAUAUCAAGCCAAACGAUAUUUUCCUAAGGCAUUUACAUAAUUUUCACUUGCAGUGCGCUCGAGCAAUAGACGAUAGGCAUCCAUCAACAAAAACCAAACUCUUUAAGAAACAACACAAGGAAUUCUGUGAUAAGUAUCGUUUAUAUAAGGAAGAACAAGGUAUUGCAAAUUUGAAAUUGGACGAUGCCAUAAAGAAACUACGAGAACGCCCCUAUCAACAGUACAAAGAGGAUUAUGAGGAGGGCAUGGAACCACUGAAAAAUCAAAAAAUUGCCCAAAAACAAAAACUUCGAAAGUACAUAAAGAAAAUUAAAAUUCAAAAUUUGAAAGGAGAUGAGGAUGAUAUUAACGUUUUGGAGGAAUUGAAAGAAGCCCCUGCAUUGACACCACCUAAAAAUGAAAAAAACCCAUUCAGAUCAAAUUAAGCCAAUCAUUGUUCGCUUGCGUCCCCUGGCGCGCACUUCUUCGAAUUUAGCCACAACGGAUUCUUCGUCUUUGCCACACUCUUUACGAUAUGCUUGAAGCAUAUAAUCAAACAGAUAUGGCUGUUCACUAUGUGUACUUAGCAAGGCUCUCUCGAGUACAUAUAAGUCAACUCCCUUGUCUUCUGUUCCUUGGUUGUAAUGACUUAAACCAAAAUCUAUAAAGACUAUGUCAUACGUCUCGCAGAUAUCAGCAUUUUCUUUGGGAUUUAUUAGUAUGUUAGAUGUUGUCAAGUCGCCAUGUAUAAUAUUGUUAGCGUGCAUUCUUCCAAUUAGACUGCCGACUGCAGUACAGAACUUUUUUAAUGCAUCUUCAGCGUCAGACUUUUCUGUGACA